AUGGAAUGCUUUUUAUUUGACAGUUUUACUCUAUCUACAAUAAAUACAUUUAUAGUUUUAGACACAAUAAUUAAAGUUUUAAAAAAAAAGGAAAAAGGUAAAUGGAGAGAGAAACAAAAAAUACUUUACUUGGGAAAUAAACUACUAAUAGACACAUUCCCACCAAACUAUAAUUUUAUUCUAGACUUUUUAAAUGUUUUAAUUGAGGAAAAAACAAACAAAAAUAGCGAUAGUAAUAGCGACAACAGUAAUGUGUGCAAAAAUGAUGAUAAUGGCAGAAAUCAACUUAUUUGGAAUGUUAAAAAAGUGAAUGAUUAUAAAAGGGGAAGUAUAAAAGAAAUAAAUUAUUUUAAUAUAAAAAGAAAUUCACAUAUAACAAUGGAAGAAUUAAAAAAUAUCUUAAAAAAUAUGGAUAUAAAAUAUGUUGAUAAUGAAAUGCAUUUAUCUAAUUUAUUAUUUAAAUUAAAUAAAAAUAAAAAAUAUAAUAUAAUAAUUAUUAAUUUGGCUUUUUUUUUUUUAAAAGAUAAACUUAAGCUUAAUUCCUUUAUACAAGAAAUAUCACAUUUUGCAUCAAAUUUAACAUCUAAUAAUAAAACCAACAAAAACAACUUUGAAAAUGAAAACUGUUUUACAUCAAAACAAAUUCAUAGAGACUCUUUUAUUCAAAAGGAGAUAUGUGAUGAUUUAUUUUUUAAAAACAUUAUAAAUAUACAUUUUCAAUAUUCUUUUUUUGUUAAUUUUUUUGAGCAUUUAAAUUAUGUUGAUAAUUUUUUUACUUUUUCAAAAAAAAAACGAUCUAAAAAUGAUUGGGAAGUACCCGAAAUAAAUGAUAUGAAUGUAAAUAAUAAGAAAAAUAAAAUAAAGAAUAAUAUUAGUUCCUUUUAUAGUAACAAAAGUGAACAAAGAGAACUGAACAUAAUAGAUGAUGAUGAUGAUGAUGAUGAUAUAUUAUAUCAUGGAAGUAAUUUUAUUAAUCAUAAUAAACUAAUAUCAUACAAAAAGAGAACCUAUACAGAAAAUAUACCAAUUAAUAUGGAAAAAAAAAAAAUGAAAAAAAAUAAUGAUUUUAAAGAAAACAGAAUAAAUGAAACUGAUAAAUGCAAAAGUGAAAUUUCUCAUAUAGGAACAGUAAAAAAUAAUAAUCCUAUAAAAUCUGUUUAUUCAAUUAAUUCCAUAAAUAAAAAAAAAAAAAAAAAAAUAUACAUAUUUGACAUGUUUCCCAAAUCAGAAUCUUAUAAAAAAAUGUAUAUGAGCAUGAUUUCUCUUUACUUCAAUUGCGUCUAUUUAAUAUGUUGA
Plasmodium yoelii is the source of this 1296-nucleotide messenger RNA. RefSeq names its product conserved Plasmodium protein, unknown function. The coding region runs from base 1 to 1296 and encodes 431 amino acids. NCBI's taxonomy places the organism in Eukaryota, Apicomplexa, Aconoidasida, Haemosporida, Plasmodiidae. The record is from RefSeq and is a predicted model, not a curated record. The transcript has a single exon.